AGAACCGUAGAGCCCUUGCGAAAAUGUCGGCGGUGUGUUUCUCCUUGAGCCGCUGCAGUGCUGUGGCAUUCCGUUCCUCCGCCGGAAUGGUGGCGGUGCGAUAUGCCCAGACAGCAGCGGCACCUGCAGCGCAGCCCAGAAUUAAGAAGUUCCAGGUGUACCGCUGGGACCCCGACACACCUGGAGAUAAGCCUCGAAUGCAGACAUACGAGAUUGAUCUCAACACUUGUGGCCCCAUGGUCCUUGAUGCUCUGAUUAAGAUCAAGAAUGAGAUGGACUCCACACUUACCUUCAGACGCUCCUGCAGAGAGGGUAUCUGUGGAUCUUGUGCAAUGAACAUCAAUGGUGGUAACACGUUGGCAUGUUUGAACAAAAUUGAUACCAACACCAGCAAGGUGACCAAGAUCUACCCUCUUCCACAUAUGUAUGUGGUCAAAGAUUUGGUUCCGGACAUGAGUAACUUCUACGCCCAGUACAAAUCCAUCGAACCCUUCUUGAAGAAAAAGGAUGAGUCACAACAAGGGAAGGAGCAGUACCUCCAGUCUGUGGAGGAUCGUCAGAAACUGGAUGGGCUGUAUGAAUGUAUCCUGUGUGCGUGCUGCAGCACAAGCUGUCCAAGCUACUGGUGGAACGGAGAUAAAUAUCUUGGACCCGCCGUCCUCAUGCAGGCAUAUCGUUGGAUGAUCGACUCCAGGGACGAGUUCACAGAGGAGAGACUCUCUAAGCUUCAGGAUCCUUUCUCCCUGUACCGAUGCCAUACCAUCAUGAACUGCACCAAAACAUGCCCCAAGGGCCUGAACCCGGGCAAAGCAAUAGCCGAGAUUAAGAAGAUGAUGGCCACGUACAAGGAGAAGAAAACAGCUGCAGCGUGAUUCCUGAGCAGCCUGCAUCAUUUCUGAGUUCAUUCUCAGUACCUCUAAAUAACAUGUACAGUAAUUUAGACAUCUGAAUGAGAUCUGGUUUACCUGAACAUCUGCUUUGUCCAACACUUAUACACUCCAGCACGAGCGACACUGGGUUAGAGGAGAUUUGUGAUCCAUACUGAGUGACAGUAUGUGUCUGUGUGUGUGAGAGUGUAAAUGGGAAAUGGUCUGCAGGCUUUAAUGCUGCAUUCCUUUGCUCUCGCACAACAAAUGGCCCUAUAUUGUGUAUACACGCAAGGAUUGGUUCAGGUGCUGAUGGGCAAAAUAAAUACAGUAUAUGAGAACCUAAACUCUCCUGUUGUACCAGUGGGAGACUGAUUUAUGUGUAAUAAAUACAUGCUUUAAGUCA
This is a messenger RNA of Chanos chanos (milkfish), 1272 nucleotides long. RefSeq names its product succinate dehydrogenase complex, subunit B, iron sulfur (Ip) (gene sdhb). Gene Ontology annotation, molecular function: electron transfer activity; oxidoreductase activity; 2 iron, 2 sulfur cluster binding. The coding region runs from base 24 to 872 and encodes 282 amino acids. Gene Ontology annotation, cellular component: mitochondrial membrane. The record is from RefSeq and is a predicted model, not a curated record. The transcript is spliced from 8 exons. Lineage: Eukaryota; Metazoa; Chordata; Actinopteri; Gonorynchiformes; Chanidae. Gene Ontology annotation, biological process: tricarboxylic acid cycle; respiratory electron transport chain; aerobic respiration.